UGUACAGAAGGUGCUAGAAGAAUAGUAUUAGCAAAGUUUGACCAGUGAUUUACAAAGCUUCAGAAAUUACGAUUUGUAGCCUGGACGUUUAAUUACUAUUCUUAUAUUCAGAAUAAUAAUAAUUUUAUAUUGAAGCGGACAUCUUGACUUAUUGCAUUUGGCGAAAUGGAAAUUCUUUCUUAAUAGCUGUACAGAUUGCUGCACCAUGAUUUGUUUUAGACGGCUUUACCGUACGGUUAGUAACGUUAGAAACAUCCUGUUUGUUUUCACCAUAACAAUCAUCGUGGUGAAUGUGUUACACAGACUAUCUUGGAGUUAUUCGAAUAUAACUUUACAAGAACUUUAUCACAAUUCACGGAGAAGACUAAAUAUCAACUAUGAAUUAGGCAACAGAGGGAACGUUUCAAGACAAAAUGUGACUUCACUGAUCCAGCCGAGGUUUAGGCCUGUAAGCCAGCUCAAGAAAGAUGUGCUCAGCAGGUACCGGGCAGGUGAGAGGACAGGUAACCACCUGAUUGAUGAUUACGGCAGGAACGAUCUGUCAAUGCCAGGAGAAAUGGGGAAACCCGUUGUUUGGGGCAUCUCUGAGUCGGAGAAAGUUGCCACGGUGAUGUCCAAGUUCCACGUCAACACGGUGGUCAGUGAUAGGAUACCGUUAAAUAGGAUGGUACCAGACUCCAGGAUAGUGGGGUGUGACUCUCUACAGUACGACACAACGAAGCUCGGCCAAGCCUCGGUCAUUGUACCGUUUCACGAUGAAUGGCCGUCACUUCUGCUCCGUACCGUGUACAGCAUCAUCAACAGAUCACCCAGAGAAAACAUCAGGGAAAUCAUUCUGGUCGAUGAUGCCAGCACUUUAUUAGAACUUCAAGACAACUUGGACAAGUACAUCAAGGAGAAUUUUCCAGAAGGUCUCGUGCAUAUUGUACGCAUCAAUGAACGUGUUGGCCUGACUCAAGCGCGCAUGCGCGGCAGUCAAAUAGCUGCUGGUGACGUUUUGAUAUUCUUUGACAGCCACAUGGAAGUCAACAUUAAUUGGCUCCCGCCUUUGUUGACGGAAGUAGCCAGGGAUAAAAAGGUAGUAGCCAUGGCAACGCUGGACUACAUCAAGGCAGAAACAUUUCAGUACGAGUUCAAUGUCAACUACCUGACCAGAUACGCCUGGACCUGGACCAUGGUCUUCUUCGAGACUUUCUUCAGGCAGGACCAGAUAGGAGCUGACCCCCGGGCAACCAGGGUAGGUGUAACCAUGGUGGGUCCAGCCUAUGCUAUAGACAGAGAUUACUUUAACGAACUUGGAGGAUACGACUCUGAGAUGAAGGUCUGGGGUGGAGAAAACAUUGAGAUGUCAUGGAGGGUGUGGAUGUGUGGAGGGAGACUCCUGCAUGUCCCCUGUUCUAGAGUAGGUCACGUGGCACGAGGACAGCCGUACACGUUCCCAGGUGGAAGAACACAAAUAGAACAUUACAACUACAAGAGGGCAGCCCUCGUCUGGAUGGGCAACUACACCAGGUUUCUGUACAGCAUCUAUCCUGAUAUGAAGACAUUAGACGUUGGAGACUUAAGCGAGAGACUGGCCCUGAAAACAAAACUUGGAUGUAAAGAUUUUAGUUGGUAUCUUCAGAACAUUUGGCCAGAGUUGAAUGUCUACGAUGUAAACGCUACACUAUGGGGACAGGUACGAAAUGAGGGGACUGGCUUGUGUCUUGAUAACAACGGAUAUUUGUUCCAAGCUCCAGCGCCUUUAUAUCUACAGCCUUGUGCGCAAAUUCUUCAUCAACAGGUAUUCUCCCUCUCAGCAGACGGCCGUCUAAAAACAACGCUCCAAUGUGUCGUCUGCCACCACGCCAAGGACGACGCGCCAGUUUUGCUGGAAGAUUGCAUCAUAGGGUCACGCGACUUGUGGACAUACAAGGACAAGCAACUGAUACACGCCCGAUCUGGUUUGUGUCUUGAAGUUUUCUCAAACCGACCCGUGUUGAGGCGUUGUUCACAAUCUAACCUCCACCAGAGAUGGGAUUUUCUUCCAUAUUCGCUUCAAUAACAUUGUACGUGUUGCUAAAGUAGAUACGUUGAACAAAUUAGUUACACAUAUGAUUGGUUAUAUUUUUUUUCUAAAUUUGUAUAUAAUUUUGUCGGCGGUAUUUUUUAUAUUAUUCUACUUAAUUAAAUUUGCAGAUUAGUGUAUGUGUAUUAGUUUGUCUUGUUAUGUUAAGACUACAUUGAUUUGGAUUUAUCAUGCAGGCAAGCCU
Physella acuta is the source of this 2252-nucleotide messenger RNA. RefSeq names its product polypeptide N-acetylgalactosaminyltransferase 1-like. Gene Ontology annotation, molecular function: polypeptide N-acetylgalactosaminyltransferase activity. The record is from RefSeq and is a predicted model, not a curated record. NCBI's taxonomy places the organism in Eukaryota, Metazoa, Mollusca, Gastropoda, Physidae. Gene Ontology annotation, cellular component: Golgi apparatus. Gene Ontology annotation, biological process: protein O-linked glycosylation.